Molecule: messenger RNA, 1287 nt
Organism: Closterium sp. Naga37s-1
Lineage: Eukaryota; Viridiplantae; Streptophyta; Zygnematophyceae; Desmidiales; Closteriaceae
Source: the annotation of a GenBank genome assembly
AUGUUCCUAGUCGCGGCAUCCACUCUAUCCGCGUUUCUCAGGUUUCAUCCACCUACUUCGGAGCAUCGCUUCUUCUCCCCGUCGUCCACAUUCGGAGCCCUUCCGUCCCACACGCGCGAUCCCCUCCAUCGCUCACGCUUCUUCCCUCGAACGAGCACGCUCCCUCCCCUCCCGUCUGCUUAUCGCAAACCCCUUUGUCGCGCACGCGAACAUCCCUUCGUCGCGGAUGAUAACUCCUUCACGUCGCACACGGCACUCCCCUCUAACGAGCACGCACACUCCCUUCCGUCGCCCACGCGCACUCGCUUCUGUCGCCCACGCGCACUUCGUUCCGUCGCCCACGCGCACUUCGUUCCGUCGCCCACGGUCCCACGCGAUCGUACUGUCGCCCACGAUCCAUCACUUCCGCCGCCCACGCUCACUCCAUCCCGCCGCCCACGCUCACUCCCAUUCCAUCGCCUUCGCGCAAUCCUUCGGUCGCACAUCCUUCGCUCGUCGCACACUGCCUCCCGCAUCUCCGCCUCACCCCAUCUCCUCCUCACCCCAACUCCGUCCUUGCACGCUGCUGCUGCAUGCUUUCGCCUCCCGUGCGCUUCACGCUGCCUCCAGUGCAGCCCCCCCUUGUUACACCCACACUCACUCCUCCCCGCCGCGCACGCUCUCCCCCCAUCCGUCGCCUACGCUCACCCCCUGCCCCUCGCCUUCUCUCAUUCCCCUCCGUCGACUAUGCUCCCUCCCCAUCCCUUCCCUCCCCAUCCCUCAACUCCCCAUCCCCGCCUCCCCAUCCCUUCCCUCCCCAUCCCUCAACUCCCCAUCCCCGCCUCCCCAUCCCUUCCCUCCUCAUCCCUCAACUCCCCAUCCCCGCCUCCCCAUCCCUUCCCUCCUCAUCCCUUAACUUCCCAUCCCCGCCUCCCCAUCCCUUCCCUCCCCAUCCCUCACCUACCAGUCUCUCAUCUCCCCGUCCCUCACCUCCCCAUCCCUCACCUCCCCAUCUCUCAUGUCCUCACCCCUCAUCUCCCCAUCCCUCACCUCCCCAUCCCUUCCCUCCCAAUCGCCCUCGCCCUUAUUUUCUGUGCUCUGCUGUGUAGAGCUACGCGAGAUGAGGUGCUCUGCGCUGCUCUGGGGCUCUGCGGUGCUGUGCUGUGCUCUGUUUGCGCACACCCCUCCUCUCCAUACUCCCGAACCAUCCCUCCUCUACCCAUCCCUCACCUCCCCAUCCCUCACCUCCACAUCCCUCCUCUCCCCAUCCUAUCCUCUCCCCAUCCUAUCCUCUCCCCAUUGUCGUGA